Messenger RNA from Pelmatolapia mariae (spotted tilapia), 4284 nucleotides. RefSeq names its product diacylglycerol kinase zeta-like. Gene Ontology annotation, cellular component: nucleus. NCBI's taxonomy places the organism in Eukaryota, Metazoa, Chordata, Actinopteri, Cichliformes, Cichlidae. The transcript is spliced from 36 exons. The record is from RefSeq and is a predicted model, not a curated record. Gene Ontology annotation, biological process: diacylglycerol metabolic process; regulation of synaptic transmission, glutamatergic; lipid phosphorylation. Bases 88 to 3960 code for a protein of 1290 amino acids. Gene Ontology annotation, molecular function: protein binding; ATP-dependent diacylglycerol kinase activity.
CACUGUGUGUUCUUUACCCAACCAUAUCUCAUCAGAUGCUACAUAGCAUUUUGAGUAGCAGUGUAUUAUAUCGCUCUCCAAGACGAGAUGGAUUUGUUUUUCCAGCGACACUUUGGUCGACGUCAAAAAAGACAAAAGCAUUUUGCUGCAGUGCGUCACAAAUGUCCCUCUGUUCAGGCCAGUAAAGCCAGGAGGCGCUCUAGCGUUGGUCUGCCCUCUGUAGCAUUAGUACAGUCCAGACGCUCCUCUGUCGGUUUGCCUCUGGUUUGCCUCGACCAGCGCAGGCGCCCAAGUGUUGGCCUACUAGUGGCCAGUGGACAGAAGCGACAGUCUAUCAUCGAGCUUGGGCUAACAAAUGCAAGUGAAGGACCAGGAAGAGGAACUGCAAUAGCAGAGGGGGCCACCACGAGAGGAAGACAUCGUCCCUGCUGCUCAGUCUCCUGUGCACGUCGUUCUAAAGUGAAAUCUAUCGAACCUCAUUUACUGGGAUCCUCUAUGUUACUGGCAAGUGUAGUGCAGAUGGGCACAGGACUGAAAAAGGAAGAAGAGGAUGAAGAGGACAUGGAUGUCUCCCCGUGCUCCUGUUCUGAGUCAGGUGAAGAAGAAGAGAGCGAUAAUGAAGCUGAUGAAGAAAGCUUCACCCUGGCAGCUCACAGGCACCUAACGCAGGCUGUGGUUACGGAGAACAUCAAAGCCCGGCCCUUGCUCUGGCCUCCUCGCUGUCUGAGACGAAAUUCCUCACACUUGCUUCCGGCAGACUCCGUGUUUCAGGACAACGAAGCAGGGUUUGGCGUCUUCGGCCGAUAUAGUCCAUUAGAGUCGAGUCACAGUACAGCGAACUUGACGAACGCAAUGUCGACUUCCAUGACCAGUCCCAGCCUUGGCCAGCCGGCUCCAGCAGGCCUGAGCUUUGAUGUUGGGGCAGCUGCAGCAGAUGCUACCUCAUCUGGCUCCAUGCUCCAUAAAAGCUGUUCCUCACCACUAGAUGGACCCCAGCAAAGCAUUUAUUACAAUCCUUACCAGGAUACAUGGGACAACUUCCUCUCAAAAGCCAUAGCCAAGUCCGGUCUGCACCAUCUUCCCUGUCAGCCCAGCACAUCCUCUCUGACCAGGACCGACCCAGAAGCAAACAUCUCCAGCACUGUGGACUGGACUGAGGUAGCUGUGUAUGGAGAUCAUAUCUGGUUUGAAACAAACGUGUCUGGAGACUACUGCUAUGUGGGAGAACAGCACUGUAUUGCCAGAUUACUGCAAAAGUCUGUCAGUCGAAGGAAGUGUGCUGCCUGUAAGAUCGUUGCUCACACCGUCUGCAUAGAACAACUGGAGAAGAUUAAUUUCAGGUGUAAACCAUCAUUCAGAGAAUCAGGAUCCAGAAAUAUUCGAGAGCCCAUUGUGGUUCGCCAUCACUGGGUGCAUCGGAGACGACAAGAAGGCAAAUGCAGACAGUGUGGGAAGGGCUUCCAGCAGAAGUUUGCGUUCCACAGUAAAGAGAUUGUUGCCAUCAGCUGCUCGUGGUGCAAACAGGCUUACCACAACAAGGUUUCUUGCUUCAUGCUGCAGCAAAUUGAGGAAGCUUGUCCAAUGGGUGCUCAUGCUGCCCUCAUAGUUCCACCCACAUGGAUAAUUCGGGUCAAACGCCAUCAGUCAUCGAUGAAGUCCAGCAAAAAGAAAAAAAGAACAUCGUUCAAGAGGAAAAGCAGCAAAAAAGAGGAGGGGCGGCAGUGGAAGCCAUUCAUAAUCCGACCCAUCCCAUCACCACUUAUGAAACCCCUGCUUGUGUUUGUCAAUCCCAAGAGUGGAGGAAACCAGGGCACUAAGAUUUUGCAGUCCUUCAUGUGGUAUCUGAACCCCAGACAGGUGUUUGACCUGAGCCAAGGAGGACCAAAGGAGGGUUUGGAGCUGUAUCGUAAAGUCCAUAACCUAAGGAUACUGGCCUGUGGAGGAGACGGCACUGUGGGUUGGAUCCUAUCGUGUCUUGAUGAACUGGCAUUAACCCCCCAGCCUCCGGUUGCUGUGUUACCACUUGGGACAGGAAAUGACCUUGCUAGGACCCUUAACUGGGGAGGGGGCUACACAGAUGAACCUCUGUCUAAGAUCCUGUCUCAUGUGGAGGAGGGAACAGUUGUCCAGCUAGACAGGUGGAACCUCCUGGUUGAACCAAACCACAGUGCAGGGGCUGAGCCAGAUGAACAGCAAACUGAUAAGCUUCCUCUGGAUGUUUUCAACAAUUACUUCAGCCUUGGAUUUGAUGCCCACGUGACUCUUGAAUUUCAUGAGUCGAGAGAGGCCAACCCAGAGAAGUUUAACAGUCGUUUCAGGAAUAAGAUGUUCUACGCUGGGACGGCAUUCUCAGAUUUCCUGAUGGGAAGCUCCAAAGACCUGUCAAAGCACAUCAAAGUGGUGUGUGAUGGGACAGAUUUAACAUCAAAGGUUCAGGACUUGAAGCUACAGUGCCUGGUCUUCCUCAACAUCCCCAGGUAUUGUGCAGGCACCACACCAUGGGGUAACCCCAGUGAGCAUCAUGACUUUGAACCUCAACGCCAUGAUGACGGAUACAUCGAAGUUAUCGGAUUCACGAUGACUUCACUGGCUACUCUUCAGGUUGGAGGUCAUGGUGAGAGGUUGAACCAGUGCAGAGAAGUGAUCCUCACCACUACUAAACCUCUCCCAGUGCAGGUGGACGGUGAACCUUGCAGACUUGCUCCAUCAGUCAUCCAUAUCAGCCUCAGAAACCAGGCCAAUAUGGUUCAGAAAACCAAACGACGAACCUCUAUACCACACCUCAAUGAUCAGCAGCCGGUCCCGGAGAGGCUGAGGAUCAGAGUCAGCCGGAUCAGCAUGACUGACUACGAGGCUCUGCACUACGACAAGGACAAACUACGGCAAGCAUCCAUUCCUCUGGGACUGAUCGUGGUUCCUGGUGACAGUGACUUAGAGACCUGCAGAGAACACAUCCAGCGAUUACAAGAGGACUUCUGCUCUCUUCAUCCUAUACCUGUGGGACUGCAGGAGGAGGCAGCCAAGCCGAAGAAUCUUUGCUCACAGAGAUUGUCUCCAAAGUGGUGUUUCCUUGACUCCACGACAGCCGAUCGUUUCUACAGGAUAGACCGAGCACAGGAACAUCUCAACUAUGUAUCAGAAAUCUCCCAGGAAGAGAUCUUCAUCCUGGACCCUGAACUUGUUGUCAUGACAACUGUAGGCACCUCCCACUCAGCCAUGGCCGACCUGGUUAACCCCGCCCCUAGCCCAGUAAACAGCAGGGACAACACUUCUAGUCAGAGCUCCACUGAUGUUUUAGUCUACACUGCUGCUUCCUCCUCCGACUCACCUUCAUCCUCUGUUCCCAGUUCUUCCCCAGGGCAGCACAUGAACAGUGACAGCACAGAAGCAGAAGUUUUGACGCACAACAAAGAACCUGUGACCAGCAAACUCAGCCGAGCGGGUUGUAUCCAUCGUUCCAACACAACGGCUGCGGAUACUAACCAAAGGCAAAGAUGGGAAAAGAGCCAAAAGAUGAGCGAAACAGAAAAGGAGAGAGAAAAAGAAAUGUUAAUGGAUUGUGUGAAGAACAAGGACUUGAAGAAGUUGCAGGAGCUGCACCUGAAGGGAGCCGACCUCACGGUCCUGGACCAGUCAGGGUGGAGCUUGCUGCACCAUGCUGUUAGUACAGGAAGCAAGGACAUGGUGCGCUACAUCCUUGACAAUGCACCAAGUGAGCUGAUUGAUGUCACUGAAAAACUACAUGGGGAAACGGUUCUUCAUCAGGCUGCAUCGCUGUGUCACAGGACUAUCUGUCAUUAUCUGGUAGAAGCAGGAGCCUCACUCAUGAAAACAGACCUGCUGGGUGAUACUCCUAAGAACAGGGCGGAGAAGGCUCAAGAUGCUGAACUGGCAGCGUACCUGGAGAACAGACAGCAUUACCAGAUGAUACAGAGAGAGGAUCAGGAGACAGCUGUCUAAAAUAUUUGAACUCUCCUUGAACUGGACAUGGAUGAAGGUUUUGUCUCCUUCCUCAUGUUGACCAGACUGAACGUGUUUAAUGCCUUUGUGCGAGUUGAACUGGACACAGAUUCCAGUUUACUGCUGACAGCCCUCAAAAACAGAUUGAGAGUGAAGCUGUGCCAAACGUGGUUUAAAUAGGAGGGCUUGUGUUAACUGCGGUGAAGCUACGCACAUUUUCAGAAGUUUAUUAAGUCGUUUUGAUAUUUUGAUGUUAAAUAGCUUAGUAAGAAUAAUAAUAAUAUUGAUUUAAAAAUCUUGUGAAAUUCUCUGACUUGGAACAGU